UCAGUCACUCACUCCUGGCCCUGCGGGUAACGGCAGCCUCACAGGUAACCCAGUCCUGCGGCUGUCCCACACCCACACCCUGCCCCACAGGCCCUGCCCUGUCCCCUGCCUCCUCACCUGCCAGGCCAAAAGCAGUGUUAUUUUGGGUUUCCAGCCCUCUCCUGCCUGGCACAGGCUCUGGCCUCCCCUGGAAGUGCCCUCUCUAGCUGCCAGAGCAGCCCCGGGGCCAGCAGCAGGCACAGGGCAGGGCAGUUUGGGGGUGUCAGUUUGGUUUUCAGUCUGAGACACAGCUCUGGGAGUGACUCAGGUCACCCAGGGUGGAAAGUUUCCCUGUGCUGCCUCCGUAUGCCUUGGUAAUAAAGUGGAUUCUCUCUCCUGCCCACUGGGCAGGAGCCGCUGCUGCGUUCCUGGGGACAGGGCCUUUCUUUCAGGUUAUUUUCCAGGUUUCCACUUUGUGUGUGUCAGCAAAUGUCCCUGUAAUUUGCAGUGACCCAAUGCCCACCUUUCUGGGGAGGAACAGGGCAAGCGCUGGGCCUGGGAAGGGAGGCUGGAGGGAGUGGUGGGACUGUGGUAGAGAGGGGCUUUCAGAACAGGAAUCAAAACAGGGAAUGGGGGGAAGAGGGCAGAGCUGAUGCCCCUCGAGGAGACCACCCCAGUUAGUACUGUUAAAUGUCUCCCUUGUGCUUGGGGGCAAAUUAGCCUGAGGGAUUUGUGCUGUAGGAUAUGGGUGACGGCCAGGAUCUUGACUGGAUUUAACAGGAAGUAUAAGGGUUUUUUUUUUCCUGGUAUGUGUCAAGUGUCAGAUAAAGCCUCCUUGUUCAGGAGGUGUGAAGCACGUCAGCAGGGUGUACUACACCCUGCCCAGCCUGUUUCUCUCCAGAUGCUGUCCUGGCACAGGGCACAGGAAGUGCCCAGAGGCAGUGCUGACGUGACAGUGUCCAAGUCCUGCCUUCACCUUCCCUCUCAGUCAGUGCCCACCCCAGGCCACUCCGCACUGAAGGGCUUUUCCUCCCCCAGGGAACCAUGGCAGAGAAGAUCCUGGUGACCGGCGGAGCUGGCUACAUCGGCAGUCACUGUGUGCUGGAGCUGGUGGAGGCUGGCUAUGUCCCCGUGGUCAUAGACAACUUUCACAAUGCCAUCCGAGGGGCAGACGCGCUCCCCGAGAGCCUCCAGCGUGUGCAGCAGAUCGUGCAAAAGCCCAUCCUCUUCCAGGAGCUGGAUAUCACCAACGAGGCAGCGCUGCAGGAGCUCUUCAGCAAGGUGAGAGCAAGAGCCACAUUGCCCCAGAGUGACCUCGUGGGCUCCGAGGGGUGA
This is a messenger RNA of Calidris pugnax (ruff), 1314 nucleotides long. RefSeq names its product UDP-glucose 4-epimerase-like. The record is from RefSeq and is a predicted model, not a curated record. Gene Ontology annotation, molecular function: UDP-glucose 4-epimerase activity. Gene Ontology annotation, cellular component: cytosol. The transcript is spliced from 2 exons. Lineage: Eukaryota; Metazoa; Chordata; Aves; Charadriiformes; Scolopacidae. The coding region runs from base 1024 to 1314 and encodes 96 amino acids. Gene Ontology annotation, biological process: beta-D-galactose catabolic process via UDP-galactose, Leloir pathway.